Molecule: messenger RNA, 2439 nt
Organism: Microtus oregoni (creeping vole)
Lineage: Eukaryota; Metazoa; Chordata; Mammalia; Rodentia; Cricetidae
Gene: Enc1
Product: ectodermal-neural cortex 1
Exons: 3
Coding region: 488-2257 (589 amino acids)
Molecular function (GO): protein binding
Source: RefSeq, a predicted model, not a curated record
CCGGGCGGGCGCGCAACUUAUAGCCCGGUGCGCUGUGGCCCGGCGCAGUCUGCUGCGGCAGCCUCCGCUCUAACAGCGCUACGGAGGCGCUGCAGAGACCCAGAGCAGACGCCAGGCGGCCGUCCGCACUCACGUCGCAGCUUCGCUCCCUCCCUCCCCCAGCGCGCUGCCCGCCUUCCUCCGCCGCGCGGCCGCCGCAGGCUCACUCUCCCCUGGCUAGGCGAGCGCCGGCAGACGCUUGGCCCGGCCGGGGCGCCAGGUCCGCUGCUGCAGAUCCGGAGGCCGAGGCGAGCUGCCUGCCAGAACCAACCCGGGAGCCACUACCCCCCGGCGCUAUCGCCUCUCCACUGGCACUCCUUUCUCCCUGGUGAUCGCCACCUUUUCCUGGGACCGAGACGCCCUUCAUUGACUCCCUGCGGGUAACCGAGGCAAGAACCCUAGCCGGUUGUGUGAGGAGGCCAGUCGCCUACUGCUGAGUUGAAACAAAAUGUCAGUCAGCGUGCAUGAGAACCGCAAGUCCAGGGCCAGCAGCGGCUCUAUCAAUAUCUACCUGUUUCAUAAGUCUUCCUAUGCAGACAGUGUCCUCACUCACUUGAACCUUCUGCGACAGCAGCGGCUCUUCACGGACGUCCUUCUCCAUGCAGGAAACAGGACCUUCCCUUGCCACCGGGCAGUGCUGGCUGCGUGCAGCCGCUACUUUGAAGCCAUGUUCAGUGGUGGCCUGAAAGAGAGCCAGGACAGCGAAGUCAACUUCGACAAUUCCAUUCACCCAGAAGUCUUAGAGCUGCUUCUCGACUAUGCAUACUCCUCCCGGGUCAUCAUCAAUGAAGAAAAUGCCGAGUCGCUCCUGGAAGCCGGCGACAUGCUGGAGUUCCAGGAUAUUCGAGAUGCAUGUGCAGAAUUUCUGGAAAAGAACCUGCAUCCCACCAACUGCCUGGGUAUGCUGCUGCUGUCCGACGCCCACCAGUGCACCAAGCUGUAUGAACUCUCCUGGAGAAUGUGUCUCAGCAAUUUCCAGACCAUCCGGAAGAACGAAGAUUUCCUCCAGCUGCCCCAGGACAUGGUUGUGCAGCUCCUGUCCAGUGAGGAGCUGGAGACGGAAGACGAAAGGCUUGUGUAUGAGUCUGCCAUGAACUGGAUUAGCUAUGACCUGAAGAAGCGCUACUGCUACCUCCCUGAACUGUUGCAGACCGUGAGGCUGGCCCUCCUUCCUGCCAUCUAUCUCAUGGAGAACGUAGCCAUGGAGGAACUCAUCACCAAGCAGAGGAAGAGUAAGGAGAUUGUGGAAGAGGCCAUCCGGUGCAAGCUGAAAAUCUUGCAGAACGACGGCGUGGUGACCAGCCUCUGCGCCCGCCCUCGGAAAACCGGCCACGCCCUCUUCCUCCUAGGAGGACAGACUUUCAUGUGUGACAAACUGUACUUGGUAGACCAGAAGGCUAAAGAAAUCAUUCCCAAGGCCGACAUCCCCAGCCCGAGGAAAGAGUUCAGUGCGUGCGCAAUUGGCUGCAAAGUGUACAUUACCGGGGGACGGGGAUCCGAAAAUGGAGUCUCAAAAGAUGUCUGGGUUUAUGAUACCCUGCACGAGGAGUGGUCCAAGGCUGCCCCCAUGCUGGUGGCCAGGUUCGGUCAUGGGUCUGCUGAACUGAAGCACUGCCUGUAUGUGGUUGGUGGGCACACGGCUGCCACUGGCUGCCUCCCAGCCUCCCCCUCAGUCUCUCUAAAGCAAGUAGAACAUUACGACCCCACGACCAACAAAUGGACCAUGGUUGCCCCGCUCCGAGAAGGCGUCAGCAAUGCUGCUGUCGUGAGCGCCAAACUCAAGCUGUUUGCUUUUGGAGGUACCAGCGUAAGUCAUGACAAGCUCCCCAAAGUUCAGUGUUACGAUCAGUGUGAGAACAGGUGGACGGUACCGGCCACCUGUCCCCAGCCCUGGCGUUACACAGCGGCAGCUGUGCUGGGGAACCAGAUCUUUAUUAUGGGCGGCGAUACAGAGUUCUCUGCCUGCUCUGCUUACAAAUUCAAUAGUGAGACUUACCAGUGGACUAAGGUGGGCGAUGUGACAGCCAAGCGCAUGAGCUGCCACGCCGUGGCCUCCGGGAACAAGCUGUAUGUGGUGGGAGGCUACUUCGGCAUCCAGCGCUGCAAGACUUUGGACUGUUACGAUCCGACUUUAGAUGUGUGGAAUAGCAUAACCACUGUCCCGUACUCCCUGAUCCCCACCGCGUUCGUCAGCACCUGGAAACAUCUGCCUUCUUAACGCACAGCUUCCUAGAGGAAGCAUGCAUGAGCUCACUCUGGACGCAUGGUGAGAUGAUAUGAGGUUUCUGCUUUGGAGAAGCCCGAGUUUUAAUGAAGAGAAAGAAAAAUAGGAGAAGUUGCUACAAGACUCCUCGAAUACCAUCGGCUGCACCUUGUGAACGCUCUUUUAAGUGGACAUGA